AUGUCCCUUCCUGCUGUGAGACGGCUGACCCACACGUCUCCCCGCACUUUGGCCCGCAUCCCCGUCUCUCGAGUUUCUCCCACAUUUGCUUCCUCUUCCUCCUCACGUCUGGCUGCUUUCGCUGCUCCUCGCAUUAACCAGGCUCCUCGCUUUUCCACCAUGGCUGCUCGUCAAUCCGCCGCUCCUGCGGCGCCUUCCUCCGACAAGCCCUAUGACCCCGAGAUUCAGGACAUGGCCAACUAUAUCCACCAGUACAAGGUGGACUCUGAUCUGGCAUUUGAUACUGCUCGCCUGGUCUUCCUGGACACCCUGGGCUGCGGUCUGGAAGCCCUGAAGUUCAAGGAGUGCGCCAAAUUGCUGGGCCCCGUCGUGGAGGGCACUGUGGUCCCUAAUGGCCCCAAGGUGCCCGGUACCCCGUAUCAGUUGGACCCAGUCAACGCUGCGUUCAACAUCGGUGCCAUGAUCCGCUGGCUGGACUACAACGACUGCUGGCUUGCUGCCGAGUGGGGCCACCCGUCUGAUAACCUGGGAGGUAUCCUGGCCGUCGCCGACUGGAUCUCCCGCACCAACCGCGCAGGUGGUAACCUGGGUAAUGGCAAGAUCUUGACCAUUCGUGACGUGCUCGAGGCCAUGAUCAAGGCCCACGAGAUCCAGGGUGUUCUCGCCCUGGAGAACUCCUACAACAAGGUCGGCCUCGACCACGUUGUCCUGGUCAAGGUUGCGACCACCGCUGUCGUCUCGAAGAUGAUGGGUCUUACCGAGAAGCAGACCGCCGACGCGAUCACCCAGGCUUGGGUUGAUGGCCAAUCUCUUCGCACCUACCGUCACUCUCCCAACACCAUGUCCCGUAAGUCCUGGGCCGCCGGUGACGCCUGUCAGCGUGCCGUCAACCUGGUUCUGAAGGUUCAGAAGGGUGAGGGUGGUCUGCACACCGUUCUCUCAGCCCCCACUUGGGGCUUCUACGAUGUCCUGUUCAAGGGCAAGAAGUUCCAGUUCCAGCGCCCGUACGGCAGCUACGUCAUGGAGAACGUCCUCUUCAAGGUCUCCUACCCUGCUGAGUUCCACUCUCAGACCGCCAUUGAGGCCGCAGAAAUCAUCAACAAGAAGCUGGCCGAGAUGGGCAAGUCUGCCAAGGACAUCAAGGAGAUCACUAAUCGCACCCACGAGGCCUGCAUCCGUAUCAUUGACAAGCAGUUCAAGGAGAUGGAUAACUUUGCCGAUCGUGACCAUUGUGUGCAGUACAUGGUCGCCACUAUGUUGGCGUUCAACCGUCUGACCGCCAACGAUUACGCGGAUGGUUCCGAAGCCGCUACCUCCCCUCUGGUUGAGGACCUGCGCAAGCGCAUCCGCUGUGUCGAGGACGAGCAGUUCACUGCCGAUUACCACGAUCCCUCCAAGCGCACCAUUCCCAACGCGCUGACUGUGACUUUGAACGACGGCACUGUCCUCGAGGAGGUUGUUGUUGAGGCUCCUCUGGGUCACCGUCUGCGUCGUGAGGAGGCCAAGCCCGAGAUUCUGGCCAAGUACAAGCGUCAUCUCGAGGCUCACUUUGACCAGGCCCGUAUCGAUGAAUUGCUCAAGGUGGGCUGGGACCGCCAGCAGCUUGAGAACUUUGAGGUUGACAAGUACGUUGACCUCUACGUCAAGGACAAGAUGGUUGCUGCUGCCUAG
Molecule: messenger RNA, 1671 nt
Organism: Penicillium diatomitis
Lineage: Eukaryota; Fungi; Ascomycota; Eurotiomycetes; Eurotiales; Aspergillaceae
Product: putative 2-methylcitrate dehydratase
Exons: 4
Coding region: 1-1671 (556 amino acids)
Cellular component (GO): mitochondrion
Molecular function (GO): 2-methylcitrate dehydratase activity; 2 iron, 2 sulfur cluster binding
Source: RefSeq, a predicted model, not a curated record